GUGCGCGCAGUCGGCGGGAUGCGGACGGGCUUGGGUUGGCAGCUCUCCCGAGAGGGGGCCGGUGGAGCCGGGUGAUGCUGGUGCUCUCCGUGGGUCUGCUGAGCGCCUCGGCGAAGGGUCAGAAUUGCAGCUACACACUACACAGUCCCAACGGGACGAUAGAAAGCCUCGGCUACCCGUACGGCUACCCCAACUACGCCAACUGCACUUGGGUGAUUGUAGCAGCCGAGCACAACCGGAUACAGCUGGUGUUCCUCGGCUUCGCCCUGGAGGAGGACUUUGACAUCCUGUCCGUGUACGACGGGCCACCCAGUCCGGGGAACCUGCGGACAAGGUUAACGGGGUUCCAGCUGCCGUCGCCUAUCGUAAGCACCGGCUCCCGGCUCACUUUGUGGCUGCUAUCGGACUACGCGGUGAGCGGCCAGGGAUUUAAAGCCUCCUAUGAAGCACUGCCCAGCUACACGUGCGGAAACCCCGGGCUGCUUGUCAACGGCCAGCAGCAAGGCUCCACGUUCAACAUCGGGGACAAAAUACGCUACAGCUGCAACCCGGGCCACGUGUUGGAGGGUCACACCACGCUGUCCUGCCUCGCCACUUCAGCCGGGACCGCAGCGUGGGAUUUCCCCUUGCCCUACUGCAGAGCGGACGACGGGUGCGGGGGUACUCUCCGAGGCCAGAGCGGGGUGAUCACCACUCCCAAUUACCCGGCCGAGUACAGCAACAACGCCGACUGCACGUGGACCGUGCUGGCCGAGCCGGGGGACACCAUCGCCCUGGUCUUCUCCGACUUCCAGCUGGAAGACGACUACGACCUGCUGGAGGUCGGCGGCACGGAGAGUUCGUCGCAGUGGUUCACCGGCCCCAACCUGCCCUCCCCCAUCAUUAGCAGCAAAAACUGGCUCCGUCUGCACUUCACCUCAGACGGCAACCACAAGAUGAAAGGUUUCAGCGCUCAGUACCAAGUAAAGAAGAUGACUGAGCUGAAGUCUCGAGGCGUGAAGAUGCUGCCGAGCAAAGACAACUUCCACAAGAUAUCCGUGUUGUCUCAAAUGGGUGUGGCCCAAGGACACAACAUGUGUCCAGACCCUGGCAUCCCAGAUCGGGGCAAAAGAAAAGGUUCUGACUUCAGACGCGGCGCCACGGUGCAUUUCUCCUGCGACGAAGGCUACGAGCUGCAGGGCUCCAAGAGCAUCAGCUGUCUGCGAGUGACUGACAGCUACGUGGGCUGGAGUGACGAGCGACCCAUCUGCAGAGCCCCAAUGUGCGGAGGUCAACUGAAAGGACCCGGCGGUGUCAUCACAUCCCCAAACUACCCGGUCCAGUACGACAACAACGCCAACUGCACCUGGGUCAUCACCGCCACGGACCUAUCCAAGGUGAUCAAGCUGACUUUUGAGGACUUUGACCUGGAGCGAGGCUACGACACGCUGACCGUGGGGGACGGCGAGGCGGUGGGGGACCAGAAGACGGUUUUCCACGUUUUGUCGGGCACCAACACCCCGGACCUGGUGGUCAGCACCAGUCACCAGAUGUGGCUCAACUUCAAAACGGACGACACCAGCGGCUCUCUGGGCUUCAAGGUGUCAUACGCAGAGAUCGACCAAGGCAGCUGCGGCGACCCCGGCGUCCCCGCUUACGGCAGGCGAGAGGGUACCGGCAUCCGCCACGGGGACCGGCUGUACUUCGAAUGCCUGCCCGCCUUCGAGCUGGUGGGCAAGAAGAACAUCACCUGCCAGAAGAACAACCAGUGGUCCGCCAAGAAGCCCAGCUGCGUGUUUUCCUGUUUCUUCAACUUCACCACACCCUCCGGAGUGCUGCUGUCCCCAAACUACCCGCAAGAGUACGGCAACAACAUGCACUGCGUCUGGCUGAUCAUAACCAACCCCGAAAGCCGAAUAAACCUGGCCUUCAACGACCUGAGCAUGGAGAAACAGUUCGACUUCCUCUCAAUUAAGGACGGGGGCAAGGCCGAGUCUCCCAUAUUGGGCACCUUCUCCGGCGAGGUUCUCCCUCCUCCGAUAACAACCAGUGCCCAUGUGGCACGUCUGGAGUUCUUGACCGACCACACCUACACGAACCGAGGCUUUAACAUCACCUUUACCACGUUUCGCCACAACGAGUGCCCCGACCCGGGAGUACCGGUGAACGGGAAGCGCUUCGGGCAAAGUCUCCAACUGGGAAGUUCCAUCUCCUUCCUGUGUGAGGAGGGCUUCGUCAAGACUCACGGCUCCCAGACCGUGUCCUGCAUCCUGAAGGACGGCAACGUGGUUUGGGACAACGCCGUGCCGCGCUGCGAAGCCCCCUGUGGGGGAGAUCUGAAGGCGCCCAGCGGGAUCAUCCUCUCUCCUGGCUGGCCAGAACUCUACAAGGAGGCCCUUAACUGUGAAUGGGUCAUUGAAGCUCCUCCAGGCUACCCCAUCAAGAUCAUCUUCGACAAGUUCCGCACAGAGGUCAACUAUGAUGUCCUGGAGGUCCGAGAUGGCCGUUUUCCUUCGUCGCCGCUGAUUGGAAGCUACCAAGGCACCCAGGUUCCUCAGUUCCUCAUCAGCACCUCCAGCUUCUUGUACCUCCUCUUCUCCACCGACAAGAGCCACUCAGACAUUGGCUUCCGGAUACGAUACGAAACCUUGCAGCUCCAGUCGGAUCACUGCGUGGACCCUGGCAUACCCGUCAACGGACAGCGGCACGGCAACGACUUCUACGUGGGCGCCCUGGUGACCUUCAGCUGCGAGGCGGGCUACACGCUCAGCGACCCGGAGCCCCUCGAAUGUGAACCCAAUUUCCAGUGGAGCCGCCCCCUGCCGAGCUGCGAUGCCCUGUGUGGAGGCUACAUCCAGGGCAACCUUGGCACCAUCCUGUCUCCGGGCUUCCCAGACUUCUACCCGCACAAUCUCAACUGCACUUGGAUCAUCGAGACCUCCCAUGGCAAAGGCGUCCAGUUCACCUUCCACACCUUCCACCUGGAGAGCCCUCACGACCACUUGCUGGUGACGGAGAACGGCAGCUUCUCUCAGCCGCUGUGGAGACUGACGGGCUCCACACUGCCCCCGCCUCUGAGCGCGGGCCUGUUCGGGAACUACACGGCUCAGAUCCGCUUCCUGUCCGACUUCUCCGUCUCCUACGAGGGCUUCAACAUCACUUUCUCUGAGUAUGAUCUGGAGCCGUGUGAAGACCCAGGGAUCCCGCCCUACAGCACCAGAAAGGGUCUCCAGUACGGGGUGGGAGAUGCGCUCAUCUUCUCCUGUUUCCCGGGUUACCGACUGGAGGGUCCUGCCAGGGUGCUGUGCUUGGGGGGCAGGAGGCGGGUGUGGAGCUCCCCUCUGCCAAGGUGUGUGGCUGAAUGUGGCUCCUCCGUGACGGGCAUGCAGGGGGUGCUGCUCUCCCCCAACUAUCCCGGUUACUAUGGCAACAACCACGAGUGCAUCUACUCCAUCCAGACGCAGCCGGGGAAAGGCAUCCAGCUCCGGGCUCGAGACUUCCGACUGGAGGAGGACGACAUGCUGAAGGUGUUUGACGGCAGCAGCAACUCGGCCCGUCUGCUCGGCGUGUUUACGGACGGCGAGAUGCUGGAGGCCACCCUAAACUCCACGUCCAGCUCCAUGUGGCUGGAGUUCAUCACCAACGCCGACAACGUCAGCAAGGGCUUCGAGCUCCACUUCACCAGCUUUGAGCUGGUCAGGUGUGAGGACCCGGGCGUGCCACGCUUCGGCUACAAGCGAGAGGACAAGGGCCACUUCGCGGGGAGCAGCGUGUCGUACAGCUGCGACCCCGGCUACACCCUCAAGGGCCCGGAGGUGCUCACCUGCCUGAGGGGCGAGAGGCGGGCGUGGGACAAGCCCCUCCCACUCUGUGUCGCUGAAUGCGGAGGCACCAUCAAGGAAGAGCCCACCGGUCGGAUCCUGUCUCCAGGCUACCCGGCACCGUACGAACACAACCUGCACUGCGUGUGGAGCGUGGAGGCGGCGCCAGGAAGCACCAUCAGUCUGCAUUUCCUGGUUUUCCACACGGAGGAGAUCCACGACGUGCUUCGCAUCUGGGACGGUCCCCAGGACGGAGGCGUGCUGCUGAGGGAGCUGAGCGGCUCCACGGUCCCGCCGGACGCCCACAGCACCUUCAACACCGUCAGCCUGCAGUUCACCACCGACUUCUUCACCAGCAAGCAGGGCUUUGCUCUCCAGUUCUCCGUCUCCACCGCCACCUCGUGCAACGACCCCGGCUUGCCGACUAAUGGGACCCGUAGCGGAGACAGCAGGGAGCCCGGGGACCGUGUGGUGUUCCAGUGUGACCCGGGCUACGUCCUGCAGGGCGCCGACAGGAUCGCCUGCACCGAGAUCAACGGUCGCUACUUCUGGCAGCCGGACCCUCCCACCUGCACAGCUCCGUGCGGAGGCAACUUGAGCGGUCCGAGCGGGCUGAUCCUUUCCCCGGAUUACCCUGAACCCUACCCUCACGGGCGGGAGUGCGACUGGACGGUCAGCGUCACCGAGGACUACGUCAUCGCCCUCAGCUUCAACCAAUUCAGCCUGGAGCCAAGUUACGACUUCCUGCAUAUCUAUGACGGACCGGACUCCCUCAGCCCCUUGCUGGGCAGCUUCUACGGCACGGACGUGCCCGAUCGGAUCGAGAGCAGCUCCAACACGCUCUUCCUGGCCUUCCGCAGCGACGCCUCGCUCAGCAGCAACGGAUUCGUUCUUCAGUAUCGAGAGAACCCCCGGGAGUCUUGCUUCGAGCCGGGGCUGGUGCGGAACGGGACGCGGGUGGGCAGCGAACUCAAGCUGGGUUCCGGCGUCACCUACUACUGCGACAGCGGCUACACGCUGGAGGGGGAUCAGACCCUCACGUGCAUCAUGGGGGAGGACGGCAAGCCCAGCUGGAACAAUGACAAACCCAUCUGCACUGCACCGUGUGGUGGGCAGUACUCGGGUCAGGAAGGAGUGGUCCUGUCGCCCGGUUACCCCGGCAACUACAGCAAUGCGAGGACCUGCCUGUACGCCGUGGUGGUUCCCAAGGAUUACGUGGUGUUCAGCCAGUUCGCCUUCUUCCAGACCGCUCUGAACGACGUGGUGGAGGUGUUCGAUGGACCCACUCAGUCCUCCCGGGUCCUAAGUUCCCUAUCUGGAUCCCACACAGGCGAGUCGCUGCCGCUGGCGACGACCAACCAGAUCCUGAUACGCUUCACCUCCAGAGGCCAGUCCAGCUCCAGGGGAUUCCACCUGGUCUACCAAGCGGUGCCACGGACCAGUGCCACACAGUGCAGUUCGGUCCCAGAGCCCCGGAAUGGUCGACGGAUGGGCAACAAUUUUGCAGUUGGCGCCGUCAUCCGCUUUGAGUGCAGCCCAGGUUAUGUGCUGGAGGGCCCGGGCGCCAUCGAAUGCCUGACGGUACCCAACGCCUUGGCACAGUGGAACAGCUCCAUCCCCGGCUGUAUAGUUCCGUGUGGGGCCAAUCUCACUUUUCGCACCGGGACCAUUUUGUCUCCUGGGUUUCCAGAGCCUUACCUCAACAGCCUCAACUGUGUCUGGAAGAUUACCGUUCCAGAGGGAUCGGGAAUCCAGAUCCAGGUCGUCAGCUUCGUCACAGAACAGAACUGGGACUCGUUGGAGGUGUUUGACGGGGGUGACAACACUGACACCAUGCUGGGCAGCUUCUCAGGCACUACAGUUCCAGCUCUCCUCAACAGUACGUCCAACCAACUCUACCUGCACUUUUUCUCCGAUAUCAGCGUGUCCGCCGCUGGAUUCAGGCUGGAGUACAAAACGGUGUCUCUCACCAGCUGUCCUGAGCCAGUGGUUCCUAUGAACGGCAUCAAGGUCGGGGAGCGUCUUCAGAUGAACAACGUGGUCUCCUUUCAGUGUGAACCUGGGUACACCCUGCAGGGGAGCUCACACAUCACCUGCAUGCCCGGAACUGUCCGGCGAUGGAACUACCCGCCGCCUCUCUGCAUCGCCCAGUGUGGAGGCAUCCGGGAGGAGAUGGAGGGCAUGAUACUCAGCCCUGGUUUCCCUGGCAACUACCCCAGCAACAGCGACUGCACAUGGAGGGUCUACCUGCCAGUCGGUUAUGGAGCCCACGUACAGUUUCUCAACUUCUCCACCGAGGCCAACCACGAUUUCCUGGAAAUACGCAACGGGCCGCUGGACACGAGCGCCGUCAUGGGCCGCUUCAGCGGGCAGGAAGUCCCUCCUUCGCUGCUCACCACCUCGCACGAGACAACCCUCUAUUUCCACAGCGACCAUUCCCAGAACAAACCGGGGUUCAGGUUCGAGUACCAAGCAUAUGAACUCCAAGAGUGCCCCGAUCCAGAGCCUUUCCAAUACGGAGUGGUGGUAGGUGCCGGCUACAACGUGGGUCAGUCCAUAUCCUUCGAGUGUCUGCCUGGAUACAAGCUGGUCGGACAUUCCAUCCUGACCUGCCAACACGGAACGACUCGGAAUUGGGACCACCCCUUCCCCCGCUGUGAAGUACCCUGCGGUGGAAACAUCACAUCGGAAAACGGAACCGUCUUCUCCCCGCGGUACCCGGAAGACUACCUCAACUCGGCUGACUGCACCUGGUUGAUCACCGUCGCUCCCGGCUUUGGGAUCAAGCUCAACUUCACCUUGCUUCACGUUCACGGGCCCCAUGACUUUAUAACAGUCUGGGACGGACCACAAGAAACGGCGAGGAAACUUGGCGUGUUCACCGAUGGUGAGCCCAAUGAACCACCCAGCAGCACAUCCAAUCAGGUGCUGAUCCGUUUCCGUAGCAACACAGAGAAAGGUGGAUUGUUUCGUAUUGACUUUCAAGCUUACAGGCUUCAGUUCUGUCUACCUCCGACCAUAAUUCCAAAUGCAGAGAUCCUGAUGGCGAGCAAAGAGUUUAAAAUAGGUGACAUAGUGCGCUACAGGUGCUUCCCCGGCUACCAUCUCAGCGGCAACGACAUCCUCACGUGUCGCUUGGGGACACACUUAGAGUUCCAGGGGCCUCCACCUUCAUGUGAUGUGACCUGUCCCAUGAACGAGCUGCUGACGGCGUCCACGGGCGUCAUCAUGAGCCAGUCGCCGGGCACGGGCUUCCCUCACUUCGAGUCCUGCUCCUGGCUGGUGAGGGUGGAGCCCGGCUACAACAUCACCUUCACCAUCGAGCACUUCCAGACCAGCCGGCAGUUUGACGAGCUGGAGAUCUUUGACGGCCCGUCAAGACAGAGUCCUCUCCUGAUCACGCUGAGUGGAAACUACUCCAGCCCACUCGGCAUCACCAGCUCCUCCAACCGGGUCUACCUGCACUGGUCCUUCGACCACACCACCAGCCACAAGGGCUUCCGGAUACGCUACUCAGCGGCCUACUGCAGCCCGCCGAGCGGCCCCGUCAACGGCACGGUGCACAGUCUGACGGGCGCCAAGUUGGGGAGCACGCUGCGUUUCAGCUGUGACCAGGGCUUCCGGCUGGUCGGCCAGAGCAGCGCCGCCUGCACCAGGACCGCGCAGGGGGUCUACCAGUGGAACGCACCGGUGCCGCUCUGUCAAGUCAUGUCCUGCGGAAUGCCAGUCCCUCCUGUCAACGGCAGCAUCGUGGGCCAGGACUUCUCCCUGGGAGCCAGGGCUUCAUACCGCUGCAACCCGGGAUUCCGUCUUGCUGGGCCGGUCACCACGACCGUGGUCUGCCAAGAAUCCGGGCGGUGGAGCCCCAUCGAAGCCCCGCCACGAUGUGUCCCGGUGACCUGCCCUGACAUCGGCCACUCCGCAGUGGAUCACGGACGUUGGAGAUUGAUCUAUGGACGACAGAACCAAUAUGACACCAUUAUGAUGCUCAUAUGUGACCCGGGGUAUUACUACCGGGGCCAGCGGGUCAUACAGUGCCAGGCCAACAGCACUUGGAACUACCCAGACCCCCGACCCGUCUGCGACAUCAUCUCCUGCGGGGACCUGGGGGCUCCACCAAACGGUCACAAGAUAGGAACGCUGACGGUGUACGGCGCCACGGCCAUUUUUUCCUGCAACACAGGCUACACUCUCGUGGGCUCCCGUGUGCGAGAGUGCAUGUCCAACGGACUUUGGAGCGGAACACGGGUCCAGUGUCUGGCCGGCCACUGCGGCACCCCGGAGCCCAUUGUGAACGGGCAGAUCAACGGGGAGAACUACAACUAUCGAGGGAGUGUGGUGUACCAGUGUAACCCCGGGUUCCGUCUCAUCGGGGUGUCUGUGCGGAUCUGUGAACAGGAUCACCGCUGGUCAGGCCAAACCCCCGUCUGUGUCCCUAUCACCUGUGGUCACCCGGGUAACCCCACCUUUGGUAUGACCCAAGGAUCCCAGUUCAGCCUGAAUGAUGUGGUCCGUUUUAUCUGCAACACCGGGUAUGUUCUCCUUGGGGCCGUGAAGUCCACAUGCCAGGCCAACGGACAGUGGAGUAACGCUCUGCCUCGUUGUAAAAUUGUGAACUGCACAGACCCGGGUCAUGUGGAGAACAGUGUCAGGCAGGUCUUAACCAGUGGACCACAUCGCUUCAGCUUCCAGACCGCUGUGUCAUAUCGUUGUAACCCGGGCUACUACCAGCUGGGAACCAGCUCCAUCUCCUGUCAAGGCGACGGGACCUGGGACCGCUCCCUACCCAAGUGCCUUUUGGUGUUGUGCGACCGCCCCAGCAUCCCCCCCUACGCCCAGAUCUCAGGCGACCGUCGGACCGUGGGCUCGGUCAUCCGCCACAGCUGCAUCGGCCAGCGCACCAUCGUCGGCAACACCACGCGCAUGUGCCAGCUGGACGCCCACUGGAGCGGCUCGCCGCCGCACUGCUCAGGAGACGCUGCAGGCCUGUGUGGGGACCCGGGGGUCCCCGUGCACGGCAUCCGUCUGGGGGAGCAGUUUUCCGUGGGCAGUGUGGUGCGCUUCAGCUGCGAGCCGGGAUACAUGCUGAGAGGGUCGCCUGAGAGAAGCUGCCUGGCCAAUGGCACCUGGCUGGGGACUCAACCUGAGUGCCAUGUAAUAUCCUGUGGAAACCCUGGAACUCCUCGCAAUGCCCAGAUCCUGGUCCACGACGGCCUCACCUUCUCCCGCUCCAUUACAUACGCCUGCAGGGAGGGCUACUACUCCACCGGCCUGCUCACCCGCCACUGCACCAUAAACGGCACCUGGACCGGCAACAUGCCCGAGUGCUCGGUAAUCCACUGCGGGGACCCUGGUGUGCCCGCCAACGGGGUGAGGUCCGGGAACGAUUUUACCUUCAGCCACACCGUUAGUUUCCAGUGUUCUCCUGGCUUCAACAUGGACGCCGACCGCGCCUCCACCCUCGUCUGCACCAAAGACCGCACCUGGAACGGCACCAAACCUCUUUGCAAAGCGAUCGUGUGCGGCUCGCCACCAGUCAUCCCUAAUGGACAGGUGGUGGGUACCGACUUCAACUGGGGCUCCAGCAUCAGCUACUCCUGUUACCAAGGUUACCAGCUGUCUCUGCCCACGGUGCUAACUUGCCAAGGCAACGGCAACUGGAGCGGGGAGAAACCGCAGUGCUUCCCUGUUUUCUGCGGAGACCCUGGCUUGCCCGCCCACGGGAGAAGGGAGGACCGAGGCUUCACUUACCGUUCCUCCAUCUCCUUUUCCUGCUAUUCUCCCUUCGUCCUGGUCGGCUCCGCGAACAGGUACUGCCAGGAUGACGGCACCUGGAGUGGAACGCAACCGUCCUGCAUAGACCCCACACACACCACCUGCAUAGACCCAAGCACUCCUCUCUUCGGUCAUCAGAACAACAGUCAAGGCUAUCAGGUCAGCAGCACGGUGUUCUUCAGCUGCAGGAAGGGCUACCUGCUGCAGGGCUCCGUCUCCCGGACUUGCCUGCCCAACCUCACUUGGAGCGGUUUUCAGCCCGAGUGCAUCGCUCACCACUGCAGCCAGCCGGAGCUGCCGGCCCAGUCGGACGUGCGUGCUAUUGAACUGCCAUCCCUGGGCUACACACUGAUCUACACCUGCCAGCCCGGGUUCUACUUGGCUGGAGGAUCAGAGCACAGGACCUGCAAGUCCGACGGGAGCUGGACCGGGAAGCCGCCUCUCUGUGCAGCCGAUAACCGUCCGAGUGGUAAGAGCCCGGUGGGAACCGUGCAAGAACCUCCUUCCAAAUUACCAGUCCCAGGCGGUGUGUUUGCCAAGAACUCUCUCUGGCGGGGCUCCUACGAGUACUUGGGGAAGAAGCAGCCGGCCAUGCUCAGCAUCACCGCCUUCGAGCCCUUCAGCAACCGCGUGAACGCAACGCUGCUGGACCAGAGCGGCGUGGAGCUCAAACUGGCCGGUACAUACAAGAGAGACGAAGCCCAGCUGCUACUCCAGGUCCACCAGAUCCGAGGUCCUGUGGAGAUCUUUGUCAACAAGUUCAAACUGGACAACUGGGCCCUGGAUGGACACGUGUCCUACCUCUCUUCCUCCAACUCUUUUGUGUACCAAGGAUUUGUCCGUGGGAAAGGCUUUGGACAGUUUGGUCUCCAGAGACUGGAGAGUUUGGAUCCCAGCAGAGACAAAAGCGCCUACAACUUUGCGUCCAACAGCAGUUCCGUGGCCGCCGCCAUCCUAGUGCCUUUCAUCGCCAUGAUCAUCGCCGGCUUUGCCCUGUACCUCUACAAACACAGACGGAGACCCCGAGUCCCUUUCAACGGCUACGUGGGCCACGAGAACACCAACGGGCGGGCCACGUUCGAGAACCCCAUGUACGACCGCAACAUUCAGCCCACCGACAUCAUGGCCGGCGAGACGGAGUUCACAGUCAGCACCGUGUGCACAGCGGUAUAGGGGCCGCUUCCUGCCAAGUCUCGGCAGGAGAGCUUUGCGCCGUCGUCGAGGAUGCUUCUCCAUAGUUCCUUGAGCAAGACGGCAAAAACGACAUUAUUCACUGGAAAUAGAUCAAGAACCGUCCGGCCACGCAACAAAAAAUGCUUUUUUGUGACUGGAGAGUUCUCAUCGCCCCUCCAGGAAAUAACCGCACCUGAAACAGCGUUGGAAGCUGUGACCGCUCUCCUCGUUGCCCUCAACCCAAAGGAAAUGUUGCAGUUAAGACGUGAACCUGCUGCUACCACAAAUCAGCGUGCAAGAGAAGCAUGGAAGGAAGUCCGUUUAAAAGAGCCACUCUUUGCCCCGCUGUCCGGUUGGAUUUAUUUCACCGCUUGCUGUCUGUAAUGAGGAACUCCGUCCGUCCUCACCUGUCUACUCCUGGGGAUGGAUUUAAAAUGCAAUUUCAAGGUCAUCUUGGACAGAACCGUUCAUUUCUACGUUUAUUUAUUUUUUCUUAGCCUGCUGCCAUUCUGCAUGCUGGGCAGUGGUGGCAAUUGCGGAGCUCAAAAAGAUGCACUUAGUAAUGCAUUUUUGUUCAUAUUUCCACCCCUUUUAAUUUCUCCCGCAUAUGUCGAGUUGGAAUUGCCACAAAACACAAUUUAAGAUAUUCAACACUUUACUGCCAUCAGGCGGCUAAAGUGGGUAUUGCAACCCCUCAAAUUCGUCACGUUACUGUGUCAGGUAAACCAUUACUCUCGCGCAGAUCCAAAGACCUCAAAAUCACACCGGGAGGAAGCAACAACAUAGAAACUAGAGUCAAGUCUGUCUUUAGUGACCACUUAAGGGAAAUAACGAAAGUGACCACUAUCAACGGGUGACCGUCAUUUUUCCGUACAUGUCGACUUUUAAACAAUAACAAUUUUUUUAUAUAGUUUUGGAACCGUGCUGAUGAAUUUGAGACUGCUCAUUGUCGCUCACCUAAACAGGAUGUUGGUUCCCAUUCAUGCCAGACUUUUGGCGAGACCUACCCAGUCCUGGCAUAGCUGCAUGGUCCACCGCAAAUCCCACUUAAGAAAGGACAUUUCGUGUAAUUUGCAAAGCCACGAUACGGAGUCGGAGGGGCCACGUUAAGCCGGUGUCUGCUAUGGACGAGAUGUAUAACUACUUUUUCUGCGGCGGAAAUUUUUGUGGCCGCUGUCGGCUAGUGACCGCCGUAGACAGGUGACCACUAACGCAGGCUUGACCGUAUUUCUGGACUUCACACCGCGUUCCUACCACCGAUGUUGAGACUCACUUUGUGAUCGUGCUCUAUUCCCAAAGAUCUUAACUGGCUGGUGUACGCACAGGACAGCAUGUCGCAAAUAAUGCACAGCCUGUAACUUGUGAGAUUCAGUGAAGUUAACGAGGGUUUCUGGUGAGAUUCAGCACAGUUAACGAGGGAUUCUAGUGGGAUUCAGUCCAGAUACCGAGGGAUUCUACUGACAUUAAGUCCAGGUAACGAGGGAUUCUAAUUAGAUCAAGUCCAGUUAGCAAGGAAUUCUAGUGAGAUUCAGUGCGCUUAACGAGGAAUUCUAGUGAGAUCAAGUCCAGUAAACGAGGGAUUCUAGUGAGAUUCAGUAGAGUUAACGAGGGACUUGUGAGAAUCAGUCCAGUUAACGAGGGAUUUUACUAAGAUUCAGUGCAGUUAAUGAGGGAUUUUCGUGAGAUUCAGUGUAGUUAAUGAGGGAUUCUCGUGAGAUUUAGUCCAGUUAACGAGGGAUUCUAGUGAGAUUCAGUGCAGUUAACGAGGGUUUCUAGUGAGAUUCAGUACCGUCAACGGGGGAUUCUGUUGAUAUUCAACUCAGUUAAUGAGGGAUUCUAGUGAGAGUCAGUGCUGUUAAUUAAGGACUAGUGAGAUUCAGUUCAGUAAACGAGGGAUUCUAGUGAGAUUCAGUGCAGUCUAUGAGGGACUAGUAAGAUUCAGUACAGUUAACAAGGGAUUCUAGCGAGAUUCAGUGCAGUCUAUGAGGGAUUCUAGCGAGAUUCAGUGCAGUCUAUGAGGGAUUCUAGUGAGAUUCAGUACAGUUAACGAGGGAUUCUAGUGGGAUUCAGUGCAGUUAACGAGAUAUUCUUGUGUGAUUCAGUGCAGUUAAUGAGGGAUUUCAGUGAGAUUCAGUAAAGUUAACGAGGGAUUUUAAUAAGAUUCUGUACAGUUAACGAGAGAUUCUUGUGUGAUUCAGUGCAGUUAACGAGGGAUUCUAGUGAGAUUCAGUCCAGUUAACGAGGGAUUUUAGUAAGAUUCAGUACAGUUAAAGAGGGAUUCUAGUAAGAUUCAGUGCAGUUAAUGAGGGAUUCUAGUGAGAUUCAGUCCAGUUAACGAGGGAUUCUAGAUAGUACUUUAUUUAUUCCGUCAGGAGAGUUCCUUCAGGAAAAUUACAAUUUUCAGAACAAUCCCAUUCAAGAUCAGACAAACAUUACUGGGAGACAGAACAGGAUCGCUGACGGGUCUGCCGGCUUCCAGCGCCCCUUACAAAAAAGAUGACAUACAGGUAAACAGGGGUGGGGGGGGGAAUAGAACAUUAAAAUAAAAUUAAAAUACAAUUCUAGUGAGAUUCAGUGCAGUCUAUGAGGGAUUCCAGUGAGAUUCAGUACAGCAAACGAGGGAUUCUAGUGAGAUUUAGUGCCGUUAACGAGGGAUUGUAAUGAGAUUCAGUACAGUGAACGAGGGAUUCUAGUGAGAUUCAAUACCGUCAACAGGGGAAUCUGUUGAUAUUCAACUCAGUUAAUGAGGGAUUCUAGUGAGAGUCAGUGCUGUUAAUUAAGGACUAGUGAGAUUCAGUUCAGUAAACGAGGGAUUCUAGUGAGAUUCAGUGCAGUCUAUGAGGGACUAGUAAGAUUCAGUACAGUUAACAAGGGAUUCUAGUGAGAUUCAGUGCAGUUAAUAAAGGACUAGUGAGAUUCAGUUCAGUUAACGAGGGAUUCUAGUGAGAUUCAGUGCAGUCAACGAGGGAUUCUAGUGAGAUUCAGUACAGUUAACGAGGGAUUCUAGUGAGAUUCAGUACAAUUAACGAGGGAUUCUAGUGAGAUUCAGUGCAGUUAACGAGGGUUUCUAGUGAGAUUCAGUACCGUCAACCGGGGAUUCUAUUGAUAUUCAACUCAGUUAAUGAGGGAUGUCUAGUGAGAGUCAGUGCUGUUAAUUAAGGACUAGUGAGAUUCAGUGCAGUAACGAGGGACUCUAGUGGGAUUCAGUACAGUUAACGAGGGAUUCUAGUGAGAUUCAGUGCAGUUAAUAAAGGACUAGUGAGAUUCAGUUCAGUUAACGAGGGAUUUUAGUGAGAUUCAGUGCAGUAAUGAGGAACUCUAGUGAGAUUCAGUGCAGUCAGUGGGGGAUUCUAGUGAGAUUUAGUGCCGUUAACGAGGGAUUCUAGUGAGAUUCAGUACAGUUAACGAGGGAUUCUAGAGAGAUUUAGUCCAGUUAACGAGGGAUUCUAGUGAGAUUCAGUGCAGUUAACGAGGGUUUUUAGUGAGAUUCAGUACCGUCAACCGGGGAUUCUAUUGAUAUUCAACUCAGUUAAUGAGGGAUUUCUAGUGAGAGUCAGUGCUGCUAAUUAAGGACUAGUGAGAUUCAGUUCGGUAAACGAGGGAUUUUAAUGAGAUUCAAUGCAGUAACGAGGGACUCUAGUGGGAUUCAGUACAGUUAACGAGGGAUUCUAGUGAGAUUCAGUACAGUUAAAGAGGGAUUCUUUGGAAAUUCAGUACAGUUAACAAGGAUUUUAGUGAGAUUCAGUGCAAGUUAACGGAGGAUUCUAGUGAUAUUUAGUCCAGUUAACAAGGGAUUGUAGUGGGAUUCAGUACAGUUAAUGGGGGAUUCUUGUGAGAUUCAGUAUAAUUAUUGAAGGAUUCUACUGAGAUUAAAAGUACAGUUAACGAAUGACUCUAGUGGGAUUCAGUGCCCAAAAUAGCUGAUGGGCAAUUGACGCUGUUUGAAACAUUCUCAGUUCCUAAAAACUUGCUUGUGAGUCUAAGGACUUAGUCAUGCAUUCAGGCUUGUGACUCACCGUGGCCUUGUCCUCACGUACUUACAAACCGGGAGCACAAAAACAGUCCAAGAGAAGCAACUAACAAUUUGCAGUCACGUUGUUCUCACGAGAGGCCAGAGUGUUUCAACUGGAUCCUUUUAAGGAACACAUUUCCAGAAAGCUAAGGACCAGGGGGCCGGACUUUUCUUUAUAUUGUUUUUAUUUUCAAUACCAGCAUCCUCUCUAGUGGAAAUUGUUUUUAGUAGUUUUUUUUGUAAAAGUUACAAAGUAAUGAAUAAAAUAGCCCCUUGUUACGGAAAAUACAAAGUUUGGACUUUAGAGAAAUAAAUUAGAGGUGUCAAUUAUCUUUUUUUAAUUUGUAACGAUUCUUAAAAAAUAAUAAUUAUCUAUUAUGUUUUUAAUCUGUCAUUUUCAGACACUCAGUGCAAAAAAAUUGAAGCGUCAUCAUUGAUUUUUUUUACACUGAAAUUUUACACACUGAAUUAGUUGACACUCAAUUUUUAUACACUGAAUUUUCAUCAACUGUUUUUUUUUACAGUGAAAUUUAAAACACUGAAUUUCAGAGUAUAAAAAAUCAGAAUAAAAAAAAAACUGCAUUCAAAUUUGGUAUCAACAAAUUCAGUGUAAAAUUUCUGAGUACAAUUUUUUUCAGCAUUGAUUUUUUUUGUUUAAAAAAUUAAGUGAAUACAAUUCAGUGUAAGAAAAUUCAACAUCGACACUGAUUUUUUUUUACAGUGAAAUUUAAAACACUGAAUUUCAGAGUGUUACAUUUUUAAAUAACAAAAUUCAGUGUAAAAAAAUUCUGUGUUUAAAAAAAAUCUGUGAAAUUCUUUACACUUAAUUUAUUUUUCCAAUUGCAAUUUUCCAAUUUUCUUACACAAGCAUUUAGCCAUAAAUUGUUUUCAAUGAAAUUGUCAGCAUAGUUUGAUGUAAAAAAAAUGUUGCACAAAAUUCGAGUGCAAAAAAUUCAGUUUCAUAAAAUCAGUGUAAAAAAAAAUCAGUGUUUUAAAAAUUCAGUGUCAACAAAUUCAGUGUAAAAUUUCAGUGUGAAAAAAAAACGGCAUUGAUUUUUUUGUUUGUAAAUAAAUUGAAUACAAUUUAGUGUAAGAAAAUUCAAGCGUCGACACUGAUUUUUUUACAGUGAAAUUUAAAACACUGAAUUUCAGAGUAUAAAAAUUCUGAAUCCAAAAUUUCAAUGUAAAAAAAAUUCAGUGUCUAAAAAAUGUUUGUGUCUAAAAAAAAAUGUACACUUAAUUUAUUUUUUGCACUGAAUUUUUUAAAAUAUUUCCAAUGUUCUUACACUGAAUUUUUAAACAAGCAUUUAUCCAACAUAUAGAGUUUUAAAAUUAAAUUGUCAGCAUAAUUUGAUGUAAAAAAUAAACAUAAUUUAAAAAAUUUUGAGUGCAAAAAUUCCGUUACAUAAAUUCAGUGUCAAAAAAAUUCAGUGUAAUAAAAUUCAGUAUCAACACAUUAAGUGUAAGAUUUCAGUGUAAAAAAAAUCAGCAUUGAUUAUUUGGUUUAAAAAGUAAAUGAAUACAAUUUAGUGUAAGAAAAUUCACGCGUCGACACUGAUUUUUUUUACAGUGAAAUUGAAAACACAGAGUAGAAAAAUUCUGAAUCCAAAAAUUCAGUGUCUAAAAAAAUUUUGUGUAUAAGAAAAAGUGCAUUUUUUCUACACCUAAUUUAUUUUUUGCACUGAAUUUUUUUAAUGUUUCCAAUUUUCUUACACUGAAUUUUUAAACAAGCGUUUAUCCAACAUAUAGAUUGUUUUAAUGAAAUUUUCAGCAUAAUUUGAUGUAAAAAAAAUAUAAUUUCAAAAAAUUCAAGUGCAAAAAUUCCGUUACAUAAAUCCAGUGUCAAAAAAGUUCAGUGUAUAAAAAUUCAGUAUCAACAAAUUCAGUGUAAGAUUUCAGUGUAGAGAAAAAAAAAUCAGCAUUGAUUUUUUUGGUUUAAAAAUUAAGUGAAUACAAUUUAGUGUAAGAAAAUUCAAGCGUCGACACUGAUUUUUUUUCAGUGAAAGUUAAAACACUGAAUUUCAGAGUAAAAAAAUUCAGUGUCUAAAAAAUGUUUGUGUAUAAAAAGAGAUUUAUUCUUUUACACUUUAUUUUUUGCACUGAAUUUUUAAAAAUAUUUCUAAUUUUCUUACACUGAAUUUUUAAACAAGCAUUUACCCAACAUAUAGAUUUUUUAAAUUAAAUUGUUAGCAUAAUUUGAUGUAAAAAAAUAAUAAUUUGCAAAAAUUCGAGUGCAAAAAUUCCAUUACAUAAAUAUAGUGUCAAAAAAAUUCAGUGCAUAAAAAUUCAGUAUCAACAAAUUCAGUGUAAGAUUUCAGUGUAAAAAAAAAUCAGCAUUGAUUUUUUGGUUUAAAAAGUAAAUGAAUACAAUCUAGUGUAAGAAAAUUCAACCGUCGACACUGAUUUUUUUUACAGUGAAAUUGAAAACACAGAAUUUCAGAGUAAAAAAAUUCAGUGUCUAAAAAAUGUUUGUGUAUAAAAGAGAUUUAUUCUUCUACACUUUAUUUUUGCACUGAAUUUUUUAAAAUAUUUCUAAUUUUCUUACACUGAAUUUUUAAACAAGCAUUUACCCAACAUAUAGAUUUUUUAAAUUAAAUUGUUAGCAUAAUUUGAUGUAAAAAAAUUAUAAUUUGAAAAAAUUUGAGUGCAAAAAUUCCGUUACAUAAAUAUAGUGUCAAAAAAAUUCAGUGCAUAAAAAUUCAGUAUCAACAAAUUCAGUGUAAGAUUUCAGUGUAAAAAAAAAAUAAAUUGGUUUAAAACGUAAAUGAAUACAAUUUAGUGUAAGAAAAUUCACGCGUCGACACUGAUUUUUUUUACAGUGAAAUUGAAAACACAGAGUAUAAAAAUUCUGAAUCCAAAAAUUCAGUGUCUAAAAAAAUUUUGUGUAUAAGAAAAAGUGAAUUUUUUCUACACCUAAUUUAUUUUUUGCACUGAAUUUUUUAAAUGUUUCCAAUUUUCUUAAACUGAAUUUUUAAACAAGCGUUUAUCCAACAUAUAGAUUGUUUUAAUGAAAUUUUCAGCAUAAUUUGUUGUAAAAAAAAAUAUAAUUUCAAAAAAUUCAAGUGCAAAAAUUCCGUUACAUAAAUCCAGUGUCAAAAAAGUUCAGUGUAUAAAAAUUCAGUAUCAACAAAUUCAGUGUAAGAUUUCAGUGUAGAGAAAAAAAAAUCAGCAUUGAUUUUUUUUGUUUAAAAAUUAAGUGAAUACAAUUUAGUGUAAGAAAAUUCAAGCGUCGACACUGAUUUUUUUUCAGUGAAAGUUAAAACACUGAAUUUCAGAGUAAAAAAAUUCAGUGUCUAAAAAAUGUUUGUGUAUAAAAAGAGAUUUAUUCUUUUACACUUUAUUUUUUGCACUGAAUUUUUAAAAACAUUUCUAAUUUUCUUACACUGAAUUUUUAAACAAGCAUUUACCCAACAUAUAGAUUUUUUAAAUUAAAUUGUUAGCAUAAUUUGAUGUAAAAAAAUUAUAAUUUGAAAAAAUUUGAGUGCAAAAAUUCCGUUACAUAAAUAUAGUGUCAAAAAAAUUCAGUGCAUAAAAAUUCAGUAUCAACAAAUUCAGUGUAAGAUUUCAGUGUAAAAAAAAAUCAGCAUUGAUUUUUUGGUUUAAAACGUAAAUUAAUACAAUUUAGUGUAAGAAAAUUCAAGCGUCGACACUGAUUUUUUUUUACAGUGAAAUUGAAAACACAGAGUAUAAAAAUUCUGAAUCUAAAAAUUCAGUGUCUAAAAAAAUUUUGUGUGUAAGAAAAAGUGAAUUUUUUCUACACCUAAUUUAUUUUUUGCACUGAAUUUUUUAAAUGUUUACAAUUUUCUUACACUGAAUUUUUAAACAAGCAUCUAUCCAACAUAUAGAUUGUUUUAAUGAAAUUUUCAGCAUAAUUUGAUGUAAAAAAAAUGUAAUUUCAAAAAAUUCGAGUGCAAAAAUUCCGUUACAUAAAUUCAGUGUAAAAAAAUUCAGUGUAAGAUUUCAGUGUAAAAAAAAAAAAAAUCAGCAUUGAUUUUUUGGUUUAAAAAUUAAGUGAAUACAAUUUAGUGUAAGAAAAUAAAAGCGUUGACGCUGAUUUUUUUUACAGUGAAAUUUAAAACAGAAUUUCAGAGUAUAAAAAUUCUGAAUCUAAAAAUUCAGUGUCUAAAAAAAUGUGUAUAAAAAAAGGGAAUUUUUUUUGCGCUGAAUUAAAAAAAAUAUUUCUAAUUUUCUUACACUGAAUUUUUAAACAAGCAUUUACCCAACAAAUAGUUUCCAAUAAAUUUGUCAGCAAUAUUUGAUGUAAAAAAAAAAAAAAAAAUCAUCUCACAAAAUUGAAAUUCCGUUACAUAAAUUGCCCAAAAAAAAAAAGUUUUCGUCUUAAAGAGACAAAUUGACCUCCAUGCGCUGCAGCAAAUCAGCGUGCGUCCAAACAGGCUUUUAAUGGAGUGUUUAUAAUCACCUACAUGCAUAAUUUCCCAGCCAAACUUGGGCCUUUGAAAGCAAUCACUGUAAUGUUCCUUCAAUCAGAGCGGCUCUGGGGCCAGUAAUUGCUUUUACAACGUUAUUACUUUUACGGCCCCUCACUUAUCGCAGCGCCACAGAUAGAAUAUUGCCCCUCGCCAGCCCGGGCUGGUGAAUUGAUGGAAAAGGAAACAAUUGAAUUACCCCGGAGAUUCCACGCCGGCGGCACGAAGCGCCCCACGUUAUCUCAGCUUUUGGGAAUUCCGCUUUUUUUUUUUUUGUUCGGAAAUAUUCCCGCAACUGGGGCGCGUUCGCUCAUUUCCAGGUGCGUUUUUUUUAAAUUGCAAAAUGUAAGAGAUAAGGAUGUCCUUCGUCAAGCUUAAUUGUGGGAGUCAGCAACAGGAAGUGUUACUUAUGGCAGAGACAGUUAUGAUUGGAAGCACUUGCUUUCUCAUUUCCAGGGAUUGUGUCGAUCUCUGGUUUUGGACUAGCUCAGGGGUAGGGAACCUAUGGCUAUAGAGCCAGAUGUGGCCCUUUUGAUGACUGCAUCUGGCUCUCGGAUAAAUCUGAGCUGACAUUGCUUAACAGGAUAAGUAUUGAAUAAUUCCACUUGUAAUCACAGUGUUAAAAACAACGUUAAAAAUAUAAAACAUUCUCAUGCAUUUUUAUGUUCAAGAAGUUGCGUUAAUGGUAAGAAGUAAUUUAUUUAUUAUUGGUUGGGGGGGGGCUUGCCCUCCUGGGGGUCCUUCAGACCACCAAGAGCCUGUUUUAGGGUUCCAAUAUUGUUUUAUUUUAUUUUUCUCUCAGUUGCUUUACAGCAAUUGCCGUUUUCUCUUUCGUCCUCACUUGCGCUCUGGCUCCAGCCCCAACCCUGUCUCUCCUCCUGGCUGUUGCUUAUAACAGAGCGACAGGUGAUUAGAUAAAAAGGCCCAGGUGGGCCGUCUACGCACCUGUCGUUGAUUUCGAGGCCGGUCCUGGCAACAUCCUGUUUUGCUGCAGGCCCGCAGGCCACAACCCCUCCACAGUUAGCUUCAGAAUAACAAUGUUAUUACAAAGAAUAAGAGACUUAUUAUACUCUGGAAAUAUUGGUCUUACUUAAAAAAUGCCCGCGUUUAGUUGUGUUCAGUGUUAAAAAAAAAUAUUAUAUGGCUCUUAGGGAAAAACAUUUUAAGAUAUUUGGCUUCUUGGCUCUCGCAGCCAAAAAGGUUCCCGACCCCUGGACUAGCUUGUAACGCAAAUUUAUGCUCACAAAAAAAAAAAAAAAAAAGUUGAGGGGCACAGAGGCUGAAUUCUUGUGCUGUGACCCGCCUACUUUUAUAGUGUUGUUGUUUUUUUUAAUUCAGUGGCUUUCGCACUUGCUUUUCAUUUCCAGGGAUUGUGUCGAUCUCUGGUUUUGGACUAGCAUGUAACGCAAAUGUAUUCUCGUAAAAAAAAAAAGAAAGCUGAGAGAUGGGGAUGUUGAAUUCUAGUGCUGCCACCCGCCUGCUUUUUUAUUGUUUUUUUUGUUUUUGUUUUGAUUCGGUGGCUUUCGCGCUGGCUGUCUCAUUUCCAGGGAUCUGAAUUCUAGUGCUGCCAUCCGCCUACUUUUUUGUUUAUUUUUAUUGUAUUGUUUUUGAUUCGGUGGCUUUUGCACAUGCUUUCUCAUUUCCAAGGAUUGUGUCGAUCUCUGGCUUUGGACUAGCAUGUAACGCAAAUUUAACCUCGCAAAAAAAAAAAAAAAAAAGAUGAGAGGCGCGGAUGCUGAAUUCUAGUGCUGCCACCCGCCUGCUUUUUUAUUUUUUAUUUCUUUAUUUUUUUUGACUUGGUGGCUUUUGCACUUGCUCUCUCAUUUUCAGUGAUUGUUUCGAUCUCUGGCUUUGGACUAGCUUGUAACGCAAAUGUAUGCUUGCAAAAAAAUACUAAAAAAAAUGAGAGUCUUGGAAGUUCAAUACUAGUGCUGCCAACCGCCUGCUUUUUUAUUGGUUUGUUUUUUUAAUUUUCGCAUUUGCUCUCUCAUUUCCAAGGAUUGUGUCGAUCUCUGGCUUUGGACUAGCAUCUAACGCAAAUUUAACCUCGCAAAAAAACACAAAAAAAAGGUGAGAGGCGCGGAGGCUGAAUUAUAGUGCUGCCCCCGCCUGCUUUUUUAUUGGUUUGUUUUGUUUUUUAUGAUUCGGUGGCUUUUUUUUAAUUGUAAGAGAUAAUGAUGUCCUUCGUCAAGCUUAAUUGUGGGAGUCAGCAACAGGAAGUGUUUCUUAUGGCAGGAACAAUUAUGAUUGGCUGGACAUAUAAGGGCUAGGUGUAAAGGACCGGACUCGAACCCUUCAAGAAGCACUUGCUUUCUCAUUUCCAGAGAUUGUUUCGAUCUCUGGCUUUGGACUAGCUCGUAACGCAAAUCUAUGCUUGCAAAAAAAAAACUGAGAGGCUUGGAGGCUGAAUUCUAGUGCUGCCACCCGCCUGCUUUUUUAUUGCUUUUUUUUUUGUUUUUUUGAUUCGGUGGCUUUCGCACUUGUUCUCUCAUUUUCAGGGACUGUUUCGAUCUCUGGCUUUGGACUAGCUCGUAACGCAAAUCUAUGCUCGCAAAAAAAAACGAAAAAAAAAACUGAGAGGCUUGGAAGCUGAAUUCUAGUGCUGCCACCCGCCUGCUUUUUUAUUGGUUUGUUUUUUUAUUUUCGCAUUUGCUCUCUCAUUUCCAAGGAUUGUGUCGAUCUCUGGCUUUGGACUAGCAUGUAACGCAAAUUUAACCUCGCAAAAAAACCCCAAAAAAAGCUGAGAGGCGCGGAGUCUGAAUUCUAGUGUUGCCACCCGCCUGCUUUUUCAUUGGUUUGGUUUGUUUUUUAUGAUUCAGUGGCUUUUUUUUAAUUGCAAAAUGUAAGAGAUGAUGAUGUCCUUCGUCAAGCUUAAAUGUGGGAGUCAGCAACAGGAAGUGUUACUUAUGGCAGGAACGAUUGUGAUUGGCUGGACAUAUAAGGGCUUGGUGUAAAGGACCGGACUCAAGCCCUUCAAGAAGCACUUGCUUACUCAUUUCCGGGGAUUGUUUCGAUCUCUGGCUUUGGACUAGCUCGUAAAGCAAAUCUAUGCUUGCAAAAAAAAAAAACUAAAAAAAACAGAGUCGAGGAGGCUGAAUUCUAGUGCUGCCACCUGCCUGCUAUUUUAUUGGUUUGUUUUUUUAUUUUCGCACUUGCUUUCUCAAUUCCAGGGAUUGUGUCGAUCUCUGGCUUUGGACUAGCUUUGUAACGCAAAUUUAUGCUCGCAAAAAAAAACAGGCACGGAGGCUGAAUUCUAGUGCUGCCACUUGCCUUCUUUUUUAUUUUAUUUAUUUAUCUAUUUUUUAUUCGAUGGCUUUCACACUUGCUUUUUCAUUUCCAGGGAUUGUGUCGAUCUCUGGCUUUGGACAAGCAUGUAACACAAAUUUAUACUCGCAAAAAUUUUUUUAAAUAGCUGAGAAACAGCUCGUAACUCAAAAUACUUGUGAAUUGAGGCAAUGUGUGGCCAGAUUAACGACAUUUGACUCAUUUCUUUGUCUGCCAGUUUUUUAUUGGACGUCAAAAACCAAAGAAAUUCAGUUCAAAUUCUUGAGGUUGCAUCUCUUGGUUCUGUUGUUUUUCAAAUAGGGGCGAGAUAUUCCCAGUGUGUCAUUUUGCAGACAUGGAAAGUUUUCCCCGCUAACGAGAGGUAUGUCCUUAGUUGGGUGAGUCGGGAAAGUUCUCUCCAGGAGAGCGUCCUGAAGUUUAUAUGAGGAUGGGAGACUUUCAAGUUAUCAGCCGACUUCCUGGUUCUUCUGCAUAUUUCAAGACGCAGAUUCCGUCCUUCCUCGGCACGUUUUAAGAUAUCAGCGAGGCGCAGCUCGCCAUCUCGUCUAUAAUGGAACAGACCGCGGCUUAACUUCCUGGAGACUCCACUCCUCACAGGCGAGGGAGAACUUUCCCGUCUUGGCUCUUCGGUUUCCGCGUAAAGCGAUCCAUCGAACUUGCAGUUUAAUCUUCUUUGUCAUCGGCACUACUCGCAACUUAUCCAAAAUAUUCCGUUUUUAAGGGCCGUUACCAAAUUAGUCUGAAUGUAUUUCACCCCGCUGACUUUGAAAAACCUCAAAAACUAUUUUUUUUUUGCUCGUUUUCGUCUUUGUUCGCCGGGAUUGUCGUAAGAAAUGCUUUUCAUUUGGCACAGAAUAGUUUCCUGUGUGCGCUCCUUUGCGAGGGGGUCAGAAAAAGAGAUUUUUCUUUCUCUAAAAAAAAAAAAAAAAAAAAAGACGCCCACUGAAUGAGAAAAAAAAAAAUCUGAUGAAGACUCAGACGCACUCGGGCGAGCUCAGUGUGGCUUCUUUAAACAGACCCAACGGCCUAGAAGUCAAACGGAAAUAAAGCGGGAUGAGAGAGGACUGUGUAACUUCAAAGUAUCUCUAAAAAAAAAAAAGACUAUCAACAGACAAAAAAAACUUUUUUUGUACAGAGAUAUAUUUUUAUGAAAAUACAUUUGUAAUAUAAAAUGGAAAAAAAAAUGGAUUGACAUAUGUACUUUUUCCAUUAUUGUAGUACAAACGCUAGUGGGGGGAGUACAUGGAAAACUAUAUAUAUAAAUAUAUAUAUGAAUAAUUCUAUAUAUAAAUAUAUACAAAUCAAAUUGAAACAAGGCUCUUUUGUAUGUGUAAAAAAGAUUGUACAUAAAAGUUUACAUACGUAUUGUACAUAUGUAAGACCCACCAUGGCUUGUCCGCAAUAUAUAAAAUGUAUUUUAUCUGUCUGUAUAUGAUGCUUUGCAAUGUGUCUAAGCUUAUUCUACUUUCUUGAACUUGAAACUUAUUUUGAAGGUUUUGGAAUAAAAUAUU
Messenger RNA from Nerophis ophidion (straightnose pipefish), 23983 nucleotides. RefSeq names its product CUB and Sushi multiple domains 2 (gene csmd2). NCBI's taxonomy places the organism in Eukaryota, Metazoa, Chordata, Actinopteri, Syngnathiformes, Syngnathidae. The record is from RefSeq and is a predicted model, not a curated record. The coding region runs from base 75 to 10748 and encodes 3557 amino acids. The transcript is spliced from 72 exons.